GGAGAUAUUACAGGGGACCCAGCCCGCAGCGACAGGCACAAAGUCACGGGGUAAUGAACUUCUGGGACCCUUUGCCGCUGGGUGCGCGGCUCUCCCGGGAUACCCGGACCUGGCCGCCUGUUCCGUCCGAAGAUUUUGCAGCUAUCUAGUUUUCCCACACGCCGCUCGGGUUCCGGCAGCGCCAAGCCAAUCUGUCUUGAGACUGCGGUUGUGUUUUCCUUCUUUCCUCACAAGACCAACGGUCUCUAGAGAUUCGUCCAUAUUCUGCAUGCCUAAUGUAGAGGGAGAAAUUGAAGACUGAGACAGGAAUGGGGAAAGAGAGGGAUUUUGCCCUUUUGGCUCCAUAGGAAGACCAUUUUCGUGUCUCCAUCUCUGUCCUUCAAUACCUUUUUCUUGCUGCCCUCCGCCCCUCUUCCUCGAGCCUGUCUGUCUCUCCAUUUGUCUGUCCAUGCUUGUGUCUGUAUCAAGCAACAUUCCCAGCAGCUGAGGUUUUGCAAGAGCCGGGAAGAAACUUAAGGAUGCUUAAAUUUCCACUGUGGAACGAAUUCUGAGUGCCCGGGGAGCAGCGCAGCGCCUCACCGACACCCACCUGUCCCGCCCCGGAGCCUUGCAGGCUGGAGGGCGGCUGGAGAGCAGCGGCGCCGGGCGGCGAGGCGGGCGCUGCCGGUCGGGACUCGGGUAGUGCCCACCAACCGCUCCGCCCCGGGGCCGCCAGCAUGAGCAAGCCGGCCGGAUCAACAAGCCGCAUUUUAGAUAUCCCCUGUAAAGUGUGUGGUGACCGCAGCUCGGGGAAACACUACGGAGUCUACGCCUGUGACGGCUGCUCGGGUUUUUUCAAACGAAGUAUCCGAAGGAAUAGGACCUAUGUCUGCAAAUCUGGAAACCAGGGAGGCUGCCCCGUGGACAAGACGCACAGAAACCAGUGCAGGGCGUGUCGACUGAAGAAGUGUUUGGAAGUCAACAUGAACAAAGAUGCUGUGCAGCAUGAACGGGGGCCCCGGACGUCCACCAUCCGCAAGCAGGUGGCUCUCUACUUCCGCGGACACAAAGAGGAGAGUGGGGCAGCAGCACACUUCCCCUCCGCUGCGCUGCCGGCCCCGGCCUUCUUCACUGCAGUCACGCAACUGGAGCCGCACAGCCUGGAGCUGGCCGCCGUGUCGGCCACCCCAGAGCGGCAGGCCCUCGUGAGCCUGGCUCAACCUACACCCAAGUACCCUCAUGAAGUGAAUGGGACCCCAAUGUAUCUCUAUGAGGUUGCAACAGAGUCCGUGUGUGAAUCAGCUGCCAGGCUUCUGUUUAUGAGCAUCAAGUGGGCUAAGAGUGUGCCUGCUUUCUCCACGCUGUCUUUGCAAGACCAGCUGAUGCUUUUGGAAGAUGCUUGGAGAGAACUGUUUGUUCUAGGAAUAGCACAAUGGGCCAUUCCGGUUGAUGCUAACACUCUACUGGCUGUAUCUGGCAUGAAUGGUGACAACACAGAUUCCCAGAAGCUGAACAAGAUCAUUUCUGAAAUACAGGCUUUACAAGAGGUGGUGGCUCGGUUUAGACAACUCCGGUUAGAUGCGACUGAAUUCGCCUGUCUAAAAUGCAUCGUCACUUUCAAAGCUGUUCCCACACACAGUGGCUCUGAACUGAGAAGUUUCCGGAAUGCUGCUGCCAUCGCAGCUCUUCAAGAUGAGGCACAGCUAACACUCAACAGCUACAUCCAUACCAGAUAUCCCACUCAACCCUGUCGCUUUGGAAAACUCCUGUUGCUUUUGCCAGCUUUACGUUCUAUUAGCCCAUCCACUAUUGAAGAAGUGUUUUUCAAGAAAACCAUAGGCAAUGUGCCAAUUACAAGACUGCUUUCAGACAUGUACAAAUCCAGCGAUAUCUAAGCCCGCAAAGUACCCACUUUUCAGGAUGGGACAGUAUCUGAUGAACUUUUACCCACGGAGGACAAGCCUCAACUAACAAACCCUUCAGGAAGCAUAAGCCUGGGAACAGCCUGUGUAGCCUUCAGGAAAAAGAUGUCAACAGGCAAAAAACAGUUCCAGUAGCUGAGACCUGCUGCCUCCACCAGGGUGGGGCAGCCCAGCAGUAAAGGGGACCAUAUAACAGAACCACCUGAACAGAGAGAACUCUCUGCUGGGGAGCCCUCGUGGGGGUGGGCCGAGUCAGGGGCUGCCUGGCCAAGCCAUCUUGCCUCUCACCUGGAAAAUGGGGCUGAACUCUCAAAAACUGCAACACAAGUAGAACUCUCUUUUCCUGUUUAGCACAUAAAGUUGGAUAAACAAAUGUAGCUCUGUACGUAACAUCUUACAGCAGCCCUCAGAACUAUCCCAUGUUGGAGAAUUCCUUUAAAAAACAACAGUUAUGUUUCAAAUCAAAAGUUUUAUCAAAGUUCCCCUUCUAUUGUAAUAUGUCAUGAAGUGGCCUUCAGAAUUGAGUUAAUACGUGAAAGGUAGCUGAUGCUGUGAGAUUUGCUUUUUCUCUAUAUUUUUUCUCUCCUCUCUUUCGUUCUUCUUUUUUUAAUACCAUAGGCCAGGCAACCUUGUCAAAAGAAUUGGUGGAUGCACAUGAUAUUCUCACCAGGACUUCCAGUUGGAUAAAAAAAUAGAAGAGCUUUACUAAAACAACACAAGUCAAGGGAGGAUGAAAACAGCAAAACCAAAUAAAGUGGAGACGAGUGAUUGAGUGAGGCAGAUUUCUGUCCCAUUAACACAGUGCUGAAACCAAAGGCAAUGAAGGGCCACACUCGUGUUUCAGCGAGUCACACCAGACAGUAAAUGAAUACAGAUGGGGUGAAAGGAGAUGAGCACUAAGAGGUUUCUUGAUCGAUCCAUUGCUAACAGCCGGAGACUCUUCAAUGCCUUUCAGAAAACUGGUUUCUAGUAAAGCCUUGAAUGCGCGCACACACACACACACACACAUCAUCAUCCUACACUAUAAGCUGCUCCUUUGGUAUGAAUCUAUACUUAUGGAAAUGUAGAAACAAACAUUUAAAAAUAGCUGCUGUACUUUUCACAUUUUGAUUUAUUAGGUACUAGCACUGAGGAAAAAUAUUCAGCACUUGGACUAUCAUAGGAUGAGUAAAACUUUUCUUGUACAAAGUGAAUUAACUGAUUUGUGAAGUUAAAAGGUUGUACUCAUUGUAUUUACAAAGAAUAAAAAUAUAUUGGAUUUAAAUGAA
Molecule: messenger RNA, 3169 nt
Organism: Condylura cristata (star-nosed mole)
Lineage: Eukaryota; Metazoa; Chordata; Mammalia; Eulipotyphla; Talpidae
Gene: NR2E1
Product: nuclear receptor subfamily 2, group E, member 1
Exons: 9
Coding region: 717-1874 (385 amino acids)
Biological process (GO): cell differentiation; anatomical structure development; negative regulation of transcription by RNA polymerase II
Molecular function (GO): RNA polymerase II cis-regulatory region sequence-specific DNA binding; nuclear receptor activity; zinc ion binding
Source: RefSeq, a predicted model, not a curated record